This is a messenger RNA of Seminavis robusta, 1553 nucleotides long. The record is from the annotation of a GenBank genome assembly. NCBI's taxonomy places the organism in Eukaryota, Bacillariophyta, Bacillariophyceae, Naviculales, Naviculaceae.
CCGACUGGCGGCUUCGCAUCCGUGAGUGAAGCAGUCCUGGAUCCAACCCAUCUUUCGAAUCAAAGCUCCAUUCUAUUGCUCCUGUUGUUGUUUGUCUUUUUUGAGUAGCAGAGCUUCAAUCAAUCAUCAUUCCACCAUGACGACCAGCCGCACCGAAAAAGUGUAUGUGUUAUUUGGUUCUCAGACGGGCAAUUCGGAAGAAUAUGCCAAGACGUUUGCCGACGAAUUGCCCGACAAGUUGAGCCCUGCUGCCAUUCAAAAACUAACGGGAAACUCGGAUGUGGAAAUCACGCUGCAACCAAAGACGAUGCAAUUGGAUGAUUUUUUGGAAAUUCAAAAAGCCGAUUGGACUCGUUUGGUGGUCAUUUUCGUGUCAUCCUAUGGUGUGGGGCAAGCUCCCUUGGGAUGUUAUCGAUUCCGAGAUCUCUGCGAUGCGUGGAAGGACCGCAAUGCUGCGAACGUAUUAGAUGGUGUCCACUAUGCUCUGUGUGGAUUGGGUGAUUCCUCGUACACGACAUUUUUUGAGAACCCCACCAAAUUGGACCAAGCCAUGACGCAGGUGGGUGCCACACGUGUGGGAACCCUCGCCAAGGUCGAUGCCCAAGGGACCGGGGAUGAUGCACAAGCACCCGUCAUGGAACGUUGGAAAGAAGGACUCUGGAAAUCGUUGGCGGAAGUAGUCGUCACAACACCUCCCUCUCCAGAACAACUCCAACAAAUGCAACAAACCACAAUCGAAUUGUGUCUCGAAAUCAAUCCGGAAUUUGAAAUGCCCGAAACGGCCACCUCCACAGAGGCUUCAUCCAAUAAGGGUGGCAAAACAGAUUUGAUGACCAUGUUGAUUGUGCCACUGGUCUUGGCACUGGUGGCUCAGGUGGUCUACUAUUUCUACUCCACGCAAUAAAUAUCAAUCUGUAGAGUAAAGUUUCAGUUUAUCAAGGUGACAAUCCCCCAAAAUUGAUGCCUCCAUUGAUGCUGUAUGGUUGGUUUGGGCACCAAAGUUCAAUCUAUUUCAUGUUGCCCUACGACAAUCUCAGAAACCUCUUUAGCCACUCUUUGUACUACUACGGCUGGAGAACUACUAGCUAGCUACAAAAGGUUGGGACAAACAAGUAAAAGUGAUGUCAUUACCUUCCCUAAUACUAGUAGAACCCGGCUACAACGUUACCCCAAAUCUCAGAUCGUAUGCCACAGACCAUUGACUGCAAAAGUAGCUAAGGGAGUGAAUCAAUUUAUCCUAACGAAGGCCAAGAAAUGGGGGGUUUAACCAUGAUUCUACACCGGGAAAAAGGAAACAGGCUUGGUGGGAAUUCUCUACUGCCGGCGCGGCAACACCAGAGAUCUGUUAGAGGGAAAACACAAACUGAACUGGAGCUCAUCUCCAUGGCCAGCGAUAGCUAUUGCAGCCGUCGUUGGCACAAAAAGAACACUUGUCAAGAGACGAUGAGCAAUGACGAUUGAAUUCAAAAGCACGACGAGCAGCUUCAUCUUUGGAAGUCAUGAAUGUGAACUUAUCGAAUACAAAUUGCCAGACUCUCUUGGCUUCUUGGAUG